This is a messenger RNA of Mycotypha africana, 2148 nucleotides long. RefSeq lists its product as uncharacterized. The coding region runs from base 1 to 2148 and encodes 715 amino acids. Gene Ontology annotation, cellular component: cytoplasm. The transcript has 8 exons. Lineage: Eukaryota; Fungi; Mucoromycota; Mucoromycetes; Mucorales; Mycotyphaceae. The record is from RefSeq and is a predicted model, not a curated record. Gene Ontology annotation, molecular function: ATP binding; threonine-tRNA ligase activity. Gene Ontology annotation, biological process: threonyl-tRNA aminoacylation.
AUGUCAGCAGCUACUGAUACCAAGCCUAACGUCGAAAAGAAGGCUAAAGCACCCAAGGCCUCCAAAGGCAAAAAUGAAAGCAGCCCUUACCCUCUUGAGUUGGAUCCUGCACCUGAGUAUCUUCAACACCGUAUUGAAGUUUUCGAUAGAUUAAAGGCUGCUGCUGAUGCGGAAGUCGCUAAGAAACCACGUGAACCCAUCACUAUCACCUUGCCUGACGGUUCUAAGAAAGAAGGCACUUCUUGGGAAACCACUCCUUUAAGCAUUGCCAUCGAAAUCUCAAAGGGUCUUGCUGACCGUGCCAUCAUCUCUAAGGUCAACGGCGUUCUUUGGGAUUUAACCCGUCCUCUUGAAGAAUCCUGUUCUUUGGAAAUUCUUGACUUUGAAAAUGAUGAAGCCAAGUUAGUUUUCUGGCAUUCUUCUGCCCAUAUGUUGGGUGAAGCCUGUGAACGUCAUUAUGGUUGUAACCUUUGUAUUGGUCCUCCAUUGAAGGAAGGUGGUUUCUAUUAUGAAAUGGGGGUCAAAGAUCGUGUUGUUUCUCAACAAGACUAUCCUAACCUUGAAAAAAUUGUCAGCUCUGUUGCCAAGGAAAAGCAACCUUUCGAACGUCUUGUUCUUUCAAAGGAAGACCUUUUGGAAAUGUUCAAGCACAACCCAUAUAAGGUCCAUAUCAUUAAGGAUAAGAUCCCCGACGGUACUUCCACCACCGUUUACAGAUGUGGUCCCUUGAUUGAUUUGUGUAGAGGCCCUCACGUUCCUCACACCGGCCGAGUUAAAGCUUUCACUGUCACCAAGAACUCUGCAUCUUAUUUCUUGGGUGAUGCUAAGAAUGACUCUCUGCAACGUAUAUAUGGUAUUUCCUUCCCUGAUAAGAAGCUUAUGACUGAUUACAAGAAGUUUAUCGAAGAAGCUGCCAAGAGAGACCAUCGUAAGAUUGGUAAGGAACAAGAACUCUUCUUCUUCCAUGAAUUGUCACCCGGUUCCUGCUUCAUGCUUCCUCACGGUGCUCGUGUUUAUAAUUCUUUGAUGAAUUUGAUUAAGGAAGAAUACCAGGUUCGUGGUUUCACUGAAGUUAUCACACCUAAUAUGUUCAACUUGAAACUCUGGAAGCAAUCUGGCCAUGCUGACAAAUAUAAGGAAAAUAUGUUCUGCUUCGAAGUUGACAAGGAAGAAUUUGCUUUGAAGCCAAUGAACUGUCCUGGUCACUGUUUGAUGUUUGGACACAAGGAAAGAAGUUAUCGUGAGCUUCCUAUUCGAUUUGCUGAUUUCGGUGUUCUUCACCGUAACGAAUUUUCUGGUGCUCUUUCUGGUUUGACUCGUGUUCGUCGUUUCCAACAGGAUGAUGGCCACAUUUUCUGUCGCGCUGAUCAGAUCGAACAAGAAAUGGCCAACUGUUUCGAGUUCAUGGAUCACAUCUAUGGUAUUUUCGGUUUUGAAUUCCACUUAAAACUUUCGACUCGUCCUGACAAUUAUAUCGGUGAACUUAGUGUUUGGGACCAUGCUGAGAAGGUAUUGGCAGAUGCUUUAGAUACUUUCAGUAAGAAGAAGGGUACUACUUGGGAUAUCGAUCCUGGAGAUGGUGCAUUCUAUGGUCCUAAGAUUGAUAUCACUAUCUCUGACGCUUUGCGCAGAAAGUUUCAAUGCGCCACUAUCCAACUUGAUUUCCAAUUGCCCGAACGUUUCAAAUUAGAAUACCGUACUGAUAAUACUGAAAAUGUCAUGGCACGUCCUGUCAUCAUUCACCGUGCCAUUCUUGGUUCUGUUGAACGUAUGAUGGGUAUCGUCAUCGAACACUUUGCUGGCAAAUUCCCCUUCUGGUUGUCACCUCGUCAAGUUCUCGUUGUUCCUGUUGCCGCUGCUUUCUUUGAUUAUGCUCAAGAGAUCGUCGACAAAUUGACCGCUCUCAAUAUGUUCGCUGAUGCCGAUCUUAGCGACAACACACUCAAUAAGAAGAUCAGAAAUGGUGAACUUGCACAAUAUAACUUUAUUUUCGUCGUUGGUGAAGUUGAAAAGAGCACUCGCUCUGUCAAUGUUCGUAACAGAGACGAUGUGGGCACCAAGGCUAAGGGACAAACUAUUCCUUUGGAUGACGUUAUUAAGAGUCUUCAAAAUUUGAAAGGUAGCAAAAGCUCAGAAAAUAAGCUUUAG